AUGCCUUCCUGCAGCACAAUUGAUGCAGUGAAACAGAAGGAAUCACCCAGUGACGAUGCCGACACCUCUGCAUGUGCCGGGGAUGACCAUAACAUACAGGACACACCGCUUUCCACAAACCCAACUGGCAAAAAUUACCUGUAUCCGAUGAACUCGCAGUCAAACCUCCACCCACGCGCGUAUAAAGUACUGAAUCCACAGUUCCUGAAUCCGAUGUACGAACCAGCUGUUUCCUCUGCAGCUGAACUUCAGGCUGAUAGUCAGGGAGACGGUGGCAGUAACAAUAACGCACGUUUAGCCGCAGCUGAGGGCGGACAGACACUUGAAGUUACUGUAGGCGAUGACAAUAUUGAACCCAACUCACCAGAUGAGCUUCAGGCUGAUAACUGUGGCGGCAUUCAAGAGGACGAUGGUAGUGACAAUAACGAACAUGCAGCUGCAGCUGAGAGCGGAAAGACAGUCGAAGUUACCGUGAGUAAUGACAAUAUUGAACCCGACUCACCAGAUGAGCUUCAGGCUGAUAACUGUGAUGACAUUCUCCCUUACGCCGUUUUCUACGAGGAAACUGAUUGCAGUAACAACGGCGCAAGUUCAACUGCAGCUGAGAGCGGGAGGAAAAUCGAUCAAGAAGUUGGUGUUGAAAACAUUGAACCUUGUCCGGAUGACACGCCUAGCACGGAAAACACGCAUGAGAACAGCAACAACAACGUUGGGCAGCCGAAGACAACCGGUGAAUUGCUCACUGUUGAGGCCGAGGGCCAAACCGAGAAGCCAGACAAUAAAGACGGCCAGUCAACUCACACUGACCCGACUCCACCGGCCGUAAGCACGCGCCAAAAUUACUUUUCCGACUGUUCUGAGAUCCACACAGCCAAGAAUGGUUACGGUGGUGCAUCUGAUGGAGUUUACAAAAUACAACCUGUAGGUCUGUCCAGCCCGAUCUCUGUUUACUGUGAUCAGACCACAGAUGGGGGAGGGUGGACGGUCAUACAGAGGAGGUUUGACGGGUCUGUCGACUUUAACCGACCUUAUAACGCCUUUAGGUACGGGUUUGGGUCAGCCAAUGGGGAGCAGUGGUUGGGUUUGGAGAACAUGUACCGUUUGACAAAUCAGCACACGUAUACGCUGUACGUACAGUUGGAAGAUUGGAAUCGUGCGGUCAAGUACGCAAAGUAUUCGUCAUUCUCGGUGGGGAGUAGUUCCAACUAUCGUCUUUAUGUUAGUGGGUACAGUGGGACCGCUGGGGAUGGGUUCUCCUCUUCAUCAUCAUCUGUCUACCUCUCUGGUCAGCCCUUCAGUGCUAGGGAUGUAGACCGUGAUGCAAAGUCCAGCGGGUCCUGUGCUGGUGGUCUAAAUCUGAUCACGGGAGGGUGGUGGUACAAGAACUGUGGUAAGUCUGCCCUGAACGGCCCGUACCUGCGCCCCUCUGACUAUACCGGUUACAGUGGCUGGGGCAUAGCUUGGUACCCGUUUGGAGGCUCCUAUCGGUGCUAUCUGAAAAAGUCCAAAAUGAUGGUCCGCCCUGCCAACUUCCGACCGUAAGUUGCCAGACACUAACCCAGCUGACAGGUCGAGGAAUCAAAAUGUUUGACACAAACCAUUACCAUUACCCACACUCACUCUGUAUCAAUUUUCUUUAAAUAGGUCAUUCAAUCUUUAAACCUACUUAUUUGGUAAUUAUAAUCUCUACCUCACUCUGGUAAUCUUGGUAGAGGAAAUUAACACAUACAUACAUACUUACAUAAUACUCAGAGAGUUGAAGCAUUUAUAUAGUUCAGCUUUCAGCGUUUUCUAUCGUACAUCAUUUCGAUGCGUCCAUACCAGUCCCUUACUCAAUAAUGUCCUUUAGUGUAGACUGUAGAGUUUGGACGACCUCUUCUCAUCUUCGCGUCCGGAGACCAAAUAAGCAGUUUCCACCCGGUUCGCCAUGCCGAGUAACAUGGCCGGCUAGGCUUAACCUACGGCGCUUGACUACUGUAGUGAUUGGUGGAAGGGAGCCGUAGAGUUGUUUAUUAUUUGUAAAUUUCCACCAAGGUUUGUUCUGUAUGAACUGUAGCAUCUUUGAUAAAGGUACCAUCCAGUUUUCUGACCUGUGAAGCAUUCAUA
Molecule: messenger RNA, 2106 nt
Organism: Branchiostoma belcheri (Belcher's lancelet)
Lineage: Eukaryota; Metazoa; Chordata; Leptocardii; Amphioxiformes; Branchiostomatidae
Product: angiopoietin-related protein 3-like
Exons: 3
Coding region: 1-1542 (513 amino acids)
Source: RefSeq, a predicted model, not a curated record